Castor canadensis (American beaver) is the source of this 3099-nucleotide messenger RNA. RefSeq lists its product as uncharacterized. Lineage: Eukaryota; Metazoa; Chordata; Mammalia; Rodentia; Castoridae. The record is from RefSeq and is a predicted model, not a curated record.
AUGGUGGAUGUUGCAUGGCCCAAGGAGGCAGGAGUAGCAAUUCAUGGGAAAAAUAUUGUGACCAAAGUUCAGAAGUGUGUGACCAGUGUCUUUGAUACUAAACACUUGCACUGUUUGGCUUCAUCUACCCAGACAUCUUCUGGUAUCAUUUCCUCAUCUCUUAUAUCUGCAAUUGAUGUUAACUCUUCUCUGACCAUGUCAAAAAAUUUCCAUAAUCCAUCUUUACUUGGAACUGAAAAUUCUCUGCAGCUCUCGAUUCCUGCAGUGAGCAAUGCCCCUUCCCUAACAGGAAGCAUUUGCAACUUCUCCAGAGUUUCUGGUCCAGCUGUCACUUCAGCAUGGCUACUGCCAUCAGCCUCUGACACCUCUUUCCAGACACUCAUGGGUAAUGCCUACCUUUCCCAACAUUCUAGCACAACCAUGUUGUCUGAGGUUACUGGUGAGAACCAGAUCUCUACUUCAGCUGCCUCUUAUCCAGGUGUUGACUGGGAUAUCACAGGAAGCCCUGAAAAGAAGUCAUCCUUACUUGGGGAUGUCACUGUGACUCUCAUUAACCAGGACACAGCAAUUUCUUCCAUGACUGUGACAACCCAGUAUGAUAAAACUACCAAUGCCAAUGCAUGGAUCCCUCUGUGUCCAGCAUUGUCUGCCAACUUUGUUCAAGAGACACCAUCUCAGAUUCCAAAUCAAGGACAUAGCUUGUCACUUCCCUACCAGGAAGGAAGCCAGGUCUAUUACUAUAAUCAGAACACAUCAGGGCUUCUGUUAUCUGGAGAACUUGGCCCUUGCCUACAAUCCUAUGGCAAUGAUUCAUACACAGGGAGUAGAGCCUCUGCCCCUCAUCCAGAAAUGGUCAUGGUGCUGAAGGAGGUUCAGCCUACAAAUGUCCUAACACCAGUUUCCACCACUGGAAUCUACUACUCUGUGGCUGCUCAACCCAUCACAGAAAUGAGUUUUCAAGUGACGGAAACUUCCUUGGGGAUGGAGAAUUCCCUAGGAUUGCAACCUCCACACCAGACAUUUUGUCCUCCACAAACUACAGAAUGUCUCAACUCCUGCAGUAGCAUGAAUGCUCAGAUACCUAAGAGUAACCAACCACUUGAACUUGGAGGCAUUUCAGUAAUAGCUCCAGUACAAAGUUCUAUCAAUAUGGUGGCCUUGCCUCCAACUCUAAAGCAGGAACAAACAGAAGAUGAGAAUUUGUAUAAAAUUAAAACCAAACUUUCAAAGCCCCCAGAUGCCUACCAGGUCACAACAGAAAAUCAAGAUUCUCCAUUACUCUCUUUAGAAAUCCCCGACAUUCACCAGCUUCUGGCCUGCAUUAAUCCUUUGGGCCCAGAGGAGAAGCCUUGUUCUGAAAAUGCCAGUUUAGGAAAGAAUAGCCAAAGUGUUGGGGACAAAGUGACACUUGACAAUGGUAUUCAGUCUAGCAAUGGUUUUGCAGACAUUAUAACAUUGGUAGGUGAUAAUCACCUCCUGCCCAUUUUCAAGUCAUUCAGAGAUGUUGACCAAAUCAAAGUUCCCACAGCCAUCAAAGACACAAGAGACAUCAAGGUGAACCAGUUGCUGGAAAAGUCAAGUAUUGUAAAGAGUCCAACUGACCAAAACAGAAAGAAGAAGGAUGAAGCCUUCGAGCAUAUUGAUGGAGCUCCUCAAGCCAAAAUUCAGUGCCAAAACCCAGAGUUCUUGUUGAAGGGAAACAUGGUUGUGUGCAGUGCUGCAGUCAGUGAUAGGACUCCUGUAAACACAGCCAAGCAUUUAACCAGCAAACCCCUGAAAGCUGCAUCCAGCAGAGCCAGCCACCCUAACGGUCAUGGACAGCAAGAGACCAAAAAGAUCAGAAAAAACAACUCCAAGAAAUCUGAAGAGAGUAAGCAGUCAGCAAACAAAGUGAAGGCAGAGAAGACAACCAUUCCCAAGGUAAAGCGUAAGAAAAAUCAACCUGAGUUUAGCCAGGAGACCUUCAAAAAGCCUCGAACCUACUUAGGCAUGCAUAUGCUCGAGUCAGUGCAGGUUUUUCAUGCACUGGGGAAGAAGAGUGAUAAGAAAAUUGGAUCAUCUUCCUGUUGGCCCCUGGGAAACUCACAUAACAUCAAAGGCUCCCAGUUUUCUUCAGCUAUCAAAUCACGGAUGGAUACCCCACAAGAGGGCAAAGGUCCUGAGAAAACUCAAUUCAAAGUCCAGACACAAGAGAGCAGUGCUGGAAAUGAAUGUCCAUCUCCAUCCCAGUAUGAGCUGCCCCCACCUGGGAAGGUCAAGUUGAUACCUUUACCAUUUCCAACUGUGGACAAGCCUCAACCUCGACCUGUUCCUCGGAGGCCACAGUCUCUUGCUUCAUGUAGGCCCACUGCAUCUUACCCUAUCCAGCCUCAUUCUACAGUAGUCAAUGCAUCUCAAGCAGCUAGUGCUAAUAAAUCUUUCAUGAGUCCUGCCAAACCAACUCAGCCAAUUUCAACCAAUGCAAACCUACCGGGUUUGACCAAGUCUACCCAGUCUAUCCAGCCUCGUGUGUCUCAUUCUGCUGCUGUUAGGCCUGCACCUUACAAAACCUCAUCUUGCACUUCUUUCCAGCGGGAGCCUGUUUCUACUGCUGUGUCCAAGCUCCAGCCACCACCUAAACCUCAAACCCAGUUUCUACUCCAGGAUUUCAGCUUUCAACCAAUUCCGUGGAGGAAGCCCAAUGUUCCUGAGCCAGUACUGUCAAGCCCCAUCACAAAAGAGCAGCGGCCAGAGCGUGAGGCCAUGAAAAGGAAGGCUCAGCAAGAGCGUGAGCAUGCUGCCAAGUACACUUCUUUGGGAAAAUUGCAGUUUUUCAUUGAGAGGGAAAAAGAAAUGGAGAUUUCUCAGUACUAUGGCUAUCGGAAGCGCGGAGAAUCAUCAACGAGGAAAGGUGGGGAAGGGUCCCGGGAAUGUGGUGGGACAGGGGCUCUGGGCGUGAUCCGACUUGGCGGAGCGUUUGCGGUGCGUGUGGGGACUGCAGCUUUUUCCUCCCCCGCGUUCGCUUCCUGGCCUGCCGCUGGCGAGGCGCCUUACGGCUCCGGUCCGAGUGGACUGGCUCCUGACCAGACAGGCCCCGCGCUUCCUGCCUACUGCCUUUAA